CUGAGCUGCCGAAUGUGCCGAUAGUCACAGGAUCCGGCCUGAGAGAAGAGCGUGCGGGAAGGGAGAGAGCGUGCAGGUUUAUUUUCAGAAAUUAGCAAAAAUGCAGAUUAUUACAUUAUUUCAGAUCGUUUCGGUCGCAUUGUCGGCGUUUACUGUCAAUGCAGCAGUUUAUUUUCAAGAGCAGUUUCUGGAUGGAGAUGCCUGGAAGAGUCGGUGGAUGAAUUCCGAACACAAAUCUGAUUACGGGGAGUUUAAACUGACCGCUGGAAACUUCUAUGGGGACGCUGAGAAAGAUAAGGGUCUGCAGACCAGCCAAGAUGCCCAUUUCUAUGCCACCUCUGCCCGCUUCGCACCCUUCAGCAAUGAGGGCAAACCCUUGGUGAUCCAGUUCACCGUCAAACACGAGCAGAAGAUCGACUGCGGCGGUGGAUACGUAAAAGUCUUUCCAUCUGAUCUCAACCAGGCUGACAUGCACGGAGACUCCCAGUAUUACAUCAUGUUUGGGCCUGAUAUCUGCGGCCACAGCACCAAGAAGGUUCAUGUUAUUUUCAACUACAAAGGCAAGAAUCACCUCAUCAAGAAAGAAAUCAAAUGCAAGGAUGAUGAACUGACCCACCUGUACACACUGAUCCUGAAUCCGGAUCAGACUUACGAGGUGAAGAUUGACAAUGAGAAGGUGGAGUCCGGAUCUCUGGAAGAGGAUUGGGACUUGCUGCCCCCAAAAAAGAUCAAGGACCCCAACGCCAAGAAACCUGAGGACUGGGACGACCGCGCCAAGAUCGAUGACGAGAGCGACACCAAACCUGAGGACUGGGACAAGCCUGAGAAUGUUCCCGAUCCUGACUCUAUGAAGCCAGAAGACUGGGAUGUGGACAUGGAUGGUGAAUGGGAACCCGCAAUGAUCCCAAACCCAGAGUACAAGGGCGAAUGGAAACCCAAACAGAUCGAUAACCCGAACUACAAAGGAGUCUGGAUUCACCCCGAGAUCGACAACCCAGAAUACACUGAAGACGCCGAGAUCUACAAAUUUGAAAACAUUGGAGUCAUUGGGUUGGAUCUCUGGCAGGUGAAGUCUGGCACUAUUUUUGACAGCUUCUUAAUCACAGAUGACGUGAAGGCAGCGGAGGAUUUUGGAGAUGAAACGUGGGGCGCAACAAAGGGUCCUGAGAAGAAGAUGAAGGAAGAACAGGAUGAGAAGAAAAGAAAGGAGGAUGAGGAGAAAAACAAGGAGCAGAGCACAGAAGCUGAGGAUGAAGAUGAAGGAGAGGAGGAAGAGGAGGACGACGAUGAGACCGAUGAGCUUCCAGAAGAGGACGAGGGAGAUGAGGAGGCCCUUCCUAAAGAUGAACUCUAAAGCAGGAAGUAGAUUACUGUGGUUGCCAUGGAAACAUGCAGCGCAUUCAUUCUGAAUGUGACGUCUUUGGAGACGACCCGCUCCUGCAUCCUGAUGUCAAACAGGGACAAAAAGGCAGUUCUCGACCCAGAAUUUAAUUUCGUUGUUAUUUUGAUUUACAGAUUUUUUUGCCCCUUACAAAGCCAGUCAAAUAUUUUAUUUUAAUAAACUCACUGUUAUGAUGUAGAUGAUUUUGAAAGGUAGGGAUGUAUGCUCAUGUAUACACAAUCUUUUUGCACAUUUACAUGUGCAUUGUUUGAUAGUCUUAGUUGUGUUGAGCUGGACUAAAGGAACUAAUCUUGAUUACUAAAGAUGUUUACAUUUGUGCUUUCAAACAAGGUUACUGUGCUAACUUUUACACAAUUGACAACCUGCAGGGUUGCUACAAAAAUGUGACAAUCAACUGCAUUUAAAUGUUUUUUUACUUGUUUAUUGAAUGAUAUACACAGAAAUUCAUUGUGGAUGUAUCCCAUAAACCGGGCCCAAUGCUUGUUUGUUUCCGGAAUGUUGAUGUAAUUGAUAAUUACAUAAUGUCCCUUUGGCACUGAGGUUUUCUUAUUGUUGUCUGUUAACACAGGAUAUAAACAAUAUUAGUACGAUUCCUUUUAUUUUCCAGCUGUAUUUAUUACAUUAGAAAUGUCAUUUUUCUUUUACAUUGCAAAUGCUCUGGGCAGCAACAUUAUGAAUUCAGCGAAUUGAGAUUUUCUGGAUUUAAAAAACAUGAUUUAAACUUUUUUUACUUGAGAGUCAGUGAGUUCUAAAUAAGGGAAGUGGCAAGACAUUUUUAGAAAUUAAGACCAGCAUAAUAGAAAUCUAGUUGCCUACACACUGUGAUCUCAAAAUGUUCAUAUUGGAGUAGAACUGCAAAUCCUGUUUAGUGACAUUAAACUGCCUUUUUACAUGUCAAGAGUUGUAAUUAAUGCCAAAGUUUUAAUAAUUAAAUUUAUUGUAAAUACAA
This is a messenger RNA of Triplophysa rosa, 2351 nucleotides long. RefSeq names its product calreticulin 3b (gene calr3b). Bases 101 to 1354 code for a protein of 417 amino acids. Lineage: Eukaryota; Metazoa; Chordata; Actinopteri; Cypriniformes; Nemacheilidae. Gene Ontology annotation, biological process: protein folding. Gene Ontology annotation, molecular function: calcium ion binding. The transcript has 9 exons. Gene Ontology annotation, cellular component: endoplasmic reticulum; endoplasmic reticulum membrane. The record is from RefSeq and is a predicted model, not a curated record.